AUGCUCAUGAAAGAAUACAUCGCCAUGGAGUACCGGGAGUACCUAAGUCACCUGUGCGACAGCUCGAGCACCGCCUCGAAAAGCUCGUCAACCGGGUCGUUGAAACUGCCGCGAUCGUUGUCCCAGCGUUUCACCAUAACUAGCUCGAUCGAGGACGACGACGUCGUCGACGUACCCACGGAUAUUUUCGAUCGGGUCUCCCGGAAGCGCAAAAAGCUCGCAAGCAAAGCUCGCGCGAAAGCAACGUCCGCGCGCCUGCAGCGGCAAAAGUUCCGCCGGCGGAUCGUUGACCUGGUGACCGGAUGUGGCGGCGAGAGCUUCCAGCACUACGUGAAACACGGACUGGACACGCUGCACGUCGCCCCUAUGGAGCUUGCGAGGACCAAGCGGAUACUGGCGCUCGUACCGCGGAAACACAGGGACGCGUUCGCCGGGUGCGUCGAGAGGCUGCUCGAGGAAAUCGACGAGGAGUUUGUGCUCACGGUGAGGAGAUCGAUCGUGGAGUUUGCUCUGAAAGGGCCCUGCAGCCAUACGCUGGAUUCGGUUAGUUGUUUUGGAUUGAAGAGAAAGUUUCCGGUGGAUUACUCGGGAAUUUUCUCGGCACGACGCCUGAGAAUCCGGGAUAAUUUGAACUUGAUCAAUCCCUGCAUGAAGAUGUCGUGGACCCUGUGGAGCAGGGAUUUUCGUGAUUUUCGGCUUAUCGAUCUAAACGAAAUAAAAAGGCACAGCGAAAGCUGGGACCUGAUGUUGUUCCAGAGCACUGUCAGUAACCAAGUCCAAAGCGCCGUGAAAUACUUGAAAGAUAAUUGGUUCAGUGGCAUACAGGACAUAUUUUACAAAAACAAUGAGAAAAACCUCGUUCCGAGUCCGCUCGACUCGCGAGCUUUCGCUCGAUUCUUCAACUGCAUAGCCAAGCUAAUGGAGUCCCAGCUUUUGUCGAUCUACAAGAGCAGUCUUCGUGAUUUCGUUGGUUUUAUCUUCGACAUUCAGCACUUGGACAACGCUUUCAAGCUCAACGUAGUCGUCAAGUCGAGGGAGCUGAGCUUCGAGCCGCCGUUUCAAUACUUCAAGGACAUCAUUGGGAGUGUUCUCGACGUUAUGUGCGAGGCAGUGAUGAGCUUCGAGCGGCUCGAGAGCCAGCUUUAUCUCGAUUGGUCGGGUCCGCGGAUUUACCUCAAGCCAAAUGUUUCCGAGGCUGUGAUUGCCGAGCAGAAAAGAAAAGUUGCCGAUCUCAUCGAGGGGUUCAGAGUAGUGCUGGAAUCGAAACUUUUGGAGCUCAACAAGUACAAAGACUAUUUUAACGACAACGAGUUGGGGGUGGUCGAAGCUUUCAUAAAAGACGAAAACUCGCCGUUCGAAGAGUACCAGGGAAAAAUUCACGACUAUCACGAGCGUGGAGGACGAGUCAUCAUUGAGAACGAAUCCGUAAUCUACACGCCGUUCUUCGAAAUAAAUCAAAAGGAUUUUUUGCUCACGAUAACAGACAGCAUUGGAUUUUUAAAAAAUUCUCUACUCAACAAACUGGUGUCGGAUUAUCAAGAAAAAGUUCUGAGCGUUACCAAGGAUUACGAAGCAAUCGCGGAGCACGCCGAGAACUCGCCGCAAAACACCGCGGCCCUGAUGGAUUUGAUCGAUUACAUAAAAAAAGUCGAGGAUUUGGUGCUGAAAAAGUUGGAGGCGAAGCUGUACGAGAUCGUCGAGAACGUUAUUUUUCUCUCCGAUUACUGGCUUUUAACUGACGAGGAGAUCGGUAACAAUAAUACGGCCUUUCACUGGUACCAUAAGAUGCCUGAAGUUUUGGAUCGCAACGCGGUAAUCGUUGAAAACAAAACCGAAGAGUUUCAGGAGUUGUUGAGAGUGAGAUAUCAAAAAUUCGAAGACGAGUUGGACAAUUACCAGAAGCAAGUCGAAGAGUUCCAAUUUUUGGGAGAAAUCGACGAGAUAUUUCGGUAUCAAAAGAAGGCCCAGAUUUUGGAGAAAAAGUUAGUCAUGGCGAUGGAAAAAAUCGACAAGUUCAACGAGGAGGAAAACUCUUUCGGUUGGGAGACCACGCAGUACCCGCUGAGGAAAGAGAUAGUCGAUCGCUUGACGCCUUACAAGAAACUUUACGACGUGGCUUGCGGCUUUUUGUCCAAGUACGAAAAGUGGAUGACGUCGAUGAUCGGCACCUACAAUCCCGAAGAAAUCGAUGGUGAAGUGUCUACAAGUUUUAGAACGAUGUACAAGCUCGAGAAAAGCUUCCACGAGCCGGAGCCGAGGAAGCUCGCGGAGACGGUGCGCGAGAGCAUCGAAAGCUUCAAGGAGCGCAUGCCGGUGGUGCUGACCCUUGGCAACCCGGGCCUGAAGGAACGCCACUGGCUGGAGAUAUCCGAUCUCGUUGGCUUUCCCGUCAAGUUCGACGAGAGCCUGACUCUCCGGAAAAUCCUCGAUCUGCAGCUCGACGAGCACAUCGCCCGGUUCGAGAGCAUUUCCGAGGCGGCCAGCAAAGAGAACACCCUCGAAAAGACCAUGCAAAAGAUGGAGAAGGACUGGAUCGACACGCACUUCACGAUCAACCCGUACAAAGACACGGGCACCUACGUCGUCGCCGGGGUCGAUGACAUACAGCUCACGCUCGACGACCACAUCCUCAAGUCGAUGACGAUGAAGAAUUCUCCGUACAUCAAGCCUUUCGAAGACGACAUUCUGAAAUGGGAGAAAAAGCUUCACUUGCUGCAAAACAUCAUCGAUCAGUGGUUGCAGGUCCAAGCCACCUGGAUGUACCUAGAGCCGAUUUUUACGUCCCCCGACAUCCAGCAACAGAUGCCCGAGGAGGGCAAGAGAUUUGCCACGGUCGACAAAACGUGGCGCGAUAUCAUGAAAACCGUCGAGGCGAAUACUCACGUGCUCACGGUCGCGGAGAUCGACAAGAUGCUGGAUCGCUUGAAGAAGAACCACGCGACCCUCGAUCUCGUUCAGAAGGGAUUGAACGAGUAUUUGGAGAAAAAGAGGGUCUAUUUUCCGAGAUUCUUUUUUUUGUCGAAUGACGAGCUACUCGAGAUCUUGUCGGAGACGAAGGACCCAACGAGGGUUCAGCCACACCUGAAAAAAUGUUUCGAGGGCAUAGCCCGUUUGACGUUCGACGACGAGCUGAACGUGCACGAGAUGCGCUCGGCCGAGGGUGAGUUGGUCGCCCUGUGCGACGUGAUAUCGACGUCGGCGGCCCGCGGCCAGGUGGAAAAGUGGCUGGCCGAGCUCGAGACGGACAUGCGGAAGAGCGUGCAGUACAAGGUGUUGCAGGCAAUCGAAGCCUACCCGCAAAAGCCCCGCACCGAGUGGGUGCUCGAGUGGCCCGGCCAAACGGUCCUCUGUGUCGGCCAGCUCUACUGGACCACGAAAAUCGAGCUGGCCAUGACCAACCACGGGCUCCAAGGCCUCGAGAAGUACUACGCGCAGUGCCAGCAAGAGCUCAAUGACAUCAUUCUCCUCGUACGUGGGAAAUUGUCCAAGCAGAAUCGAGUUACUCUGGAGGCUCUGGUAACACUGGACGUGCAUGGAAAGGACGUACUUUUAAGUCUGUGUAAAGAAACCGUCGAGAGUAACACCGAUUUCAAGUGGCUCUGUCAUCUCAGAUAUUACUGGCAGGAGGAGAACAUGUGGACGUACAUGAUAAACUCAAACCUGCGCUACGGUUACGAGUACCUCGGCAACUCCUCGCGGCUGGUAAUAACGCCACUGACGGAUCGUUGCUACCGCACGUUAUUCGGUGCCCUGAACCUACACUUGGGUGGCGCUCCCGAGGGCCCAGCUGGCACUGGCAAGACCGAAACCACCAAGGAUUUGGCCAAGGCCGUGGCCAAGCAGUGCGUGGUCUUCAAUUGCUCGGACGGUCUCGACUACAUCGCCCUGGGCAAGUUCUUCAAGGGCCUGGCGUCGUGCGGUGCCUGGUCGUGCUUCGACGAGUUCAACCGCAUAGAUCUCGAGGUGCUGUCCGUUGUCGCCCAGCAGAUACUGACCAUUCAGCGUGGCAUUCUCUCCAAAGCCGACAAGCUGAUAUUCGAGGGCACGGAGAUCUCGCUCGAUCCCUCGUGUGCCGUAUUCAUCACGAUGAAUCCCGGAUACGCCGGAAGAUCGGAGCUACCGGACAACCUGAAGGCCCUGUUUCGAUCGGUAGCGAUGAUGGUGCCCGACUACGCCCUCAUAUCGGAAAACACGCUUUACUCGUACGGGUUUUACAACGGGAGGCCUCUGGCCGUUAAAAUAGUCACCGCGUACAAGCUCUGCUCCGAGCAGCUGAGCAGCCAGUGCCACUACGACUACGGGAUGCGAGCCGUCAAAUCGGUCCUCACUGCCGCUGGCAAUCUGAAGCUCAAAUACCCGGAGGAGUCGGAGGACAUACUCCUACUGCGGAGCAUCAACGACGUCAACCUGCCGAAAUUCCUCAGCCAGGAUCUUCCACUGUUCAAGGGAAUCGCCUCGGACCUGUUUCCUGGUGUAGUCCUGCCGACUCCGGACUACACGCACCUGAACGCUUGUGCUCACGAGGUCUGCGAAAAAAUGAACCUCCAGUGCACCGAUUUCUUCCUCAAGAAGGUCCAGCAGAUUUACGAGAUGAUGAUCGUGCGCCACGGUUUCAUGCUCGUGGGCCUGCCUUUUGGGGGCAAGACCACGGCCUACCGAGUUUUGGCGGGAGCGCUGCGUCUGAUAGAGGAGCGCCAAUUGAUGGACGAGCACCGCGUCGAGAUAACUGUCAUAAACCCAAAAUCGAUAACGAUGGGACAGCUGUACGGCCAGUUCGAUCCGGCCUCGCACGAGUGGAGGGACGGGGUCCUCGCUAUCAAGUACCGAGAGUUCGCAACGUCGGCCAAUGAAAAUAGAAAGUGGCUGAUCUUUGAUGGCCCCGUUGACGCCAUUUGGAUCGAGAACAUGAAUACCGUGCUGGACGACAACAAAAAGCUCUGCUUGAUGUCCGGGGAGAUCAUACAGCUGGCUCCCACCACGAAUUUGAUCUUCGAGCCGAUGGAUUUGGAAGUUGCAUCUCCAGCAACGGUAUCUAGAUGCGGGAUGAUUUACAUGGAACCCGUUUCCCUCGGGUGGGAGCCGCUACUGUUAUCUUGGCUGAACACGUUGCCCAAGACCUUCAACGACCACAUAAAGAGCCACUUGAAGGACAUGUUCCUUCGUUUUUGCCCGGCUUUACUGCAUUUCAUCGAACGAUGUCACGUCAAAGAAAUGAUAAGUAUGCAAGCCGCGAAUCUAGUUAGAUCGCUGAUGUAUCUGUUUGACUGCUUCUGCGACGAUUUUUACAAUGAAGAAUACGUAGGGAGUAUUUCCGAUUUGGAGAUGAGGGCUCAAAUCGAGGGUUGUUUCUUCUUCUCUUGCAUUUGGUCGAUGGGUGGGACCAUCCUCACCGAGUACCGCGAAAGGUUCAGCAUCUUGUUCAGAGGCCUACUGGAGCCCGAACUCUCGGAAGACAUGGUCACGCAGUUCAAUCUCCCCGAAGAAAUAAUGAGUCCUCGAAAGCCCUACAUAACGCCGAUCCCCGACGAGGGCCUUGUUCACGACUACAAGUAUGUAAAAGAAGGUAAAGGCAAGUGGAUAUUGUGGACGGACGAUCUGUUAAGCGCUCCCCCGAUUCCUCGAGACACCCCGGUCAAUCAGAUAAUUGUACCGACUGUGGAGACCGUUCGGUACUUUUACCUGCUCAAGAUGCUCGUGCGGCAUCAAAAACCCGUGCUCUUGGUCGGACCAACCGGUACCGGCAAGUCAUCGUACAUCGCCGAGUUUUUGCUCAAGAAGAACGAUCCUCAGGUCUACAAGCCGCUUUUCAUCACCUUUUCCGCGCAAACGACGGCUAAUCAGACUCAGGAUAUCAUCAUGAGUAAAAUGGAUAAGCGAAGAAAGGGCAUUUACGGAGCUCCACCGGGCUUGCACUGGGUGAUAUUCAUCGAUGACGUCUCGAUUCCCCAAAAAGAAGAGUUUGGCGCGCAACCUCCGAUCGAACUGCUUCGCCAGUGGCUGGAUCACGCGAUGUGGUACGAUCGCAAAGAUACAUCGGUGAUUCGUUUCGUCGACAUGCAGCCGGUGUGCGCUAUGCUGCCACCAUCGAGCGGCAAAGACGUCACUCCCCGAUUCAAGAGGCACUUCUUCACGCUAGGGAUCAGCGAGUUCGAGGACGAGGUCAUGAUAACGAUUUUCCGUAAAAUUGUCACCUGGCACUUUGAGACUCACAGCUUCCCAGCCGCUUUUCUUGGUUACGUGGACUACGUCGUCCAUGGAACUUUGGAUAUUUACAAGGGGGCGCUGAAGUUUUUGCUUCCCACACCUGCAAAGUCACACUACUUGUUCAAUUUGCGAGACUUUUCGAGAGUCGUUCAAGGCAUACUGCUUUGCCGUCCCGAGACGACAACCAAUUUGAGGAUCUUGAAGAGAUUGUGGGUUCACGAGAUACUUCGAGUUUAUGGUGAUCGUUUGGCGGACGAAGCCGAUACUGCUUGGCUUGUUGAGUACAUUCGCAAGGUACUGGCAGACAAGAUGAACGAAGAUUUAGAUAAGUUGUUUGGUGACUUUGUCAACGAACCCGGAAGCCCGGUAACGGAGCUUGAAUUGAGAAACUUGAUAUACUGCAAUUUUCAAGAUAAUUUGGCGGAUUCGAAGAUGUACACUGAAGUUCCAAAUCUCGACGAGCUUGCGCUGGUAGUCGAUCAGUACUUGCAGGAGUAUAAUUCCAUUUCGAAGAAACCGAUGAACCUGGUGCUUUUCAGAUUCGCAAUCGAGCACCUGUCGAAGAUCAGCAGAAUCAUGAUGCAGUCGAGAAGCCACGCAUUACUCAUCGGAGUCGGUGGCUCCGGCCGUCAGUCGCUGACGCGUCUGGCCGCUCACAUAGCCGACUACGACGUGUUCCAAGUGGAAAUAUCGAAACUCUACGGCGUCAGCGAGUGGCACGACGACAUGAAGGACAUCCUGCGGAAGACCGUGUCCUCGGACUUGCACACGACCUUCCUGUUCACCGAUAUUCAAAUCAAGGAAGAAUCGUUCCUCGAAGACAUUAGCAAUCUGCUCAACUCGGGGGAGAUUCCAAAUUUGUUUGCCACCGACGAAAAGGUCGAUCUAUGCGAGAAGAUGCGACAAAUUGACCGUCAACGCGACAAGUCCCUGCAAACCGACGGCUCACCGGUCGCGCUCUACAAUAUGUUCGUGCAGCUCGUCAAAGAGCAGCUGCACAUCGUCGUGGCUAUGUCACCGAUCGGCGACAACUUCCGCGUUCGAAUCCGCAAAUUUCCUGCCCUCGUCAACUGCUGUACCAUAGACUGGCUGCAGCCGUGGCCCGAGGAUGCUCUGGUUGCCGUGGCCACAAAGUUCCUCGGCAACAUCGAGCUUACCGAUAACGAAAGAUCGGCGUGCAUCUCGAUGUGCCAGACUUUCCAUACAUCGACGCAGGAUUUGUCAAAAGACUUUUUGACGCGCACCAAGCGACACAAUUACGUAACGCCGACCUCGUACUUGGAAUUGAUCAGUACCUUUGAGAAAAUUUUGGCGCAGAAGCGAAAAGAAGUGCUGGACAACAAGAAGAGGUAUGAAGCUGGCUUGGAAUCGCUCAACAAUGCUCACGUGCAGGUGGGCAAGAUGCAGGGGACCCUCGUCGCGUUGCAGCCGAAACUGAUCGAAGCCACGAAGGACGUGGAAAAAGUGUUGGCCAAUAUCGAGAAGGAAACUGCUCAGGUUGCCGAGAUUGAAAAAAUCGUGAAACAUGACGAAGAAAUUGCAAUGGAAGCAGCAGACGCGGCAGAGGCCAUAAAGGCAGAGUGCGACGCGGAUCUGAAGGAAGUUUUGCCGAUUUUGAACGCUGCUAAUGACGCGUUGAAUACCUUGACCGUUCAAGACAUACAGAUCGUCAAGACGAUGAAAAAUCCUCCGGCAGGGGUUAAACUCGUCAUGGAGGCCAUAUGCAUUCUAAAAGACGUGAAAGCAGAUCGAGUGCGCAACGAAUCGGGAAUGAUGGUCGAGGACUACUGGAAACCCUCGUUGCGUGUUUUGGGUGACAUACGAUUCCUCGACAGUCUUCUCACCUUCGACAAGGACAACAUACCCGAGCGCAUAGUGUCAAAGAUCCGCUCGACCAUACUCACCAACCCGAGCUUUGAUCCCGACAAAAUUCGCAACGCGUCGAUGGCCUGCGAGGGUCUUUGCAAGUGGGUCAUCGCACUGUCCGAGUACGACAAGGUGGCCAAGGUCGUAGCUCCGAAAAAAAUCGCUUUGGCCCAAGCUAAGGCCAGUUAUGCCCACGCCAUAGCUGGUGUCGAGGCAAAGCGGGCCAAACUUCGCGAGGUCCAGCAAAAGGUCGAGAAUCUCGAGAAACUUUUGGCUGUACGUAGAGACGACUAUCAGAGGAUGACAGACGAGGUCGCCGAGUGCCAGCAAAAGCUAUGCAGAGCUGAAGAACUGAUCGGUGGACUUGGCGGCGAGUACACGCGCUGGUCCGAUAUCGCCAAGUCACUGGGCACUCGAUACUACAAACUGACCGGGGACGUAUUGAUAAGUGCAGGUGUUUUGGCCUACUUGGGUGUUUUCACGGCCCAGUAUCGUCAAAAGCAAAUCGACCACUGGACGGCCGUGUGCACAAAUCUGGGUGUCGUGUGCAGUCCGGACUUUCAGUUGACGCAAGUGCUCGGCAACCCAGUACUGAUCCGGUCGUGGAAUAUAUUCGGCCUCCCGACCGAUUUGUUCUCCGUCGACAACGGCAUCAUAGUCAGCAACUCUAGACGUUGGCCGCUGAUGAUAGAUCCCCAAGGCCAGGCCAACAAGUGGGUCAAGAAUCUGGAAAAGAGGGCCAACGUACACGUCAUCAGAUUGACCCAGCCGGAUUACAUGAGGGUGCUGGAGAACGCCAUUCAAUUUGGACAGCCGGUGUUACUGGAGAACGUCGGCGAGGAACUCGACGCGGCACUGGAGCCGCUACUGCUUAAACAGACUUUCAAAUCUGGCGGAGCUAUUUGUAUCAAAUUGGGCGACUCGACCGUCGAAUACAACGACCAGUUUAGAUUUUACAUAACGACAAAGCUAAGAAAUCCGCACUACUUGCCCGAAGUUGCCGUGAAAGUGACACUGUUGAAUUUCAUGAUAACGCCGGAUGGGUUGGAGGACCAACUGUUGGGUAUAGUAGUCGCCAAAGAAAGGCCCGAUUUAGAGGCUGAGAAAAAUCAAUUGAUCGUGCAAGGGGCGGAAAAUAAAAAAACGUUGAAGGAAAUCGAGGACAAAAUACUGGAGGUUCUAUCGGGAUCCGAUGAGAACAUAUUGGAAGAUCAAACUGCAAUUAGUGUGCUGAGCUCCUCGAAGACGCUCUCGAACGAGAUCGAAGCGAAGCAGGCAACUGCGGAAAUUACGGAGAAGUCCAUCGACGAGACGAGAUUGCAAUACACAUCGAUCGCCACUUACAGCACCGUUUUAUUUUUCACAAUCGCUGCUCUAGCCAACAUCGAUCCAAUGUACCAGUACUCUCUCAUAUGGUUCGUCAAUCUCUUCAAGAACACGAUCGAUAACACAAAGCCCGUGGACGACAUCCAGCAGCGGCUCGAUGAUUUGCGCAAGCAUUUCACGUACUCGCUCUACGUCAACAUCUGCCGGUCGCUCUUUGAGAAGGACAAGCUACUCUUCUCCCUCAUACUGCUCGUCAAUUUGCUCGAGAAGCAAGGCAAGAUGUCCUCGUCCAAGUGGAUGUUUUUUCUGACCGGCGGUGUCGGCCUCGAAAAUCCACAUCCGAAUCCGACCAAGUGGCUGCCGAACAAGUCUUGGGAUGAAAUAUGCAGGCUUGACGAUUUGCACGAUGAUUUCAAGGGAAUAAAGGGUGCCCUGGGAACGCUCGCAGAGGAAUGGAAAGUCAUUUUUGAUCACAGAGAGCCGCACACGUUGGAGCUUCCCGCUCCGUUCGACGGGCUUGCACGUUUCGAGAAAUUGCUCGUCCUCCGCUGCCUCCGAUACGACAAAGUCAUUCCCGGUGUUCAGAUGUUUAUCGAGGAGGAAAUGGGAAAAAAGUACGUGGAAUCGCCACCUUUCGACCUCGUCUCCUCGUACGCUGACUCGCACUCCUGCGUACCAUUGAUAUUCGUUCUGACUCCGGGUGCCGAUCCGACGGCCAUAUUACUCAAGUUCGCGGAUGACCAAGGUUUUGGGGGGAACAGAUUGAGCUCCUUGUCGUUGGGUCAGGGCCAGGGACCGAUCGCCGUCCGACUGAUCGAUGAGGGCAUGAAAAAUGGCACCUGGGUCGUCCUACAGAAUUGCCACCUGGCUAAGAGUUGGAUGCCCACUCUUGAAAAGAUAUGCGAAGAAUUCACUCCUGAGACGGUCCACCCGGAUUUCCGGCUCUGGCUGACGAGUUAUCCUUCGGAGCACUUUCCGGUCAGCGUUCUGCAAAACGGAGUGAAAAUGACCAACGAACCUCCGACUGGUUUGCGGUCGAAUAUCAUACGAUCUUAUUUACAAGACCCAAUAUGCGAUCCAGAAUUUUUCGCUGCGCCAAAGCAGACGGACAACUUUAAAAAGUUGCUCUUUGCCCUCUGCUUUUUCCACGCAAUUGUGCAGGAGCGUCGGAAGUUUGGGCCAAUCGGCUGGAAUAAUCGCUACGAAUUCAACGAAACGGACCUCCGCAUCAGUGCCCUCCAGCUAAAGAUUUUUCUGGCCCAGUACGAGGACGUUCAGUUUGCAGCCUUGAAAUAUCUGACAGGUGAGUGCAAUUAUGGAGGCCGGGUGACCGACGAGUGGGACCGUCGCACGCUCAACACCAUACUGGCCAAGUACUACACGGAGAACGUGAUUCUGCGGGACGAGUACGCGUUGGACGAGAGCGGCCGUUAUUACGUGCCGAGAGCCGAGGAACACGAACAGUUUCUGGAUUACGUAAGGUCGCUACCGAUGGUUGCUGAGCCGCAGAUCUUUGGUAUGUCCGACAACGCCGACAUCGUCAAGGACCAGCAAGAGACGGAGCUCAUGCUAUCCUCGAUCAUGCUCACUCAGGACACGGAGGCAGGGGUCUCGGACGUCGGCAAAUCCCAGGAUGAGAUCGUAUACUCAAUAUCCGGGGAUAUUCUGUCGAAGCUGCCUCGGGACUUUGACUUGGUUGAGGCGCUCGAAAAAUAUCCAACCUCGUACAAGCAGAGCAUGAAUACCGUGCUCGUUCAAGAAAUGGGCAGGUUCAAUAAGCUUCUGCAAACUAUUCGCGUCAGCUUAGUCAAUAUACAGAAGGCGAUUAAAGGUCUCGUCGUUAUGGGCGCCGAGCUCGAGGAAGUUUUCGCUUCGAUAAUCACUGGCAGAGUACCCGAGCUCUGGCUCAGGGUCUCGUAUCCGUCGCUCAAGCGUCUCGGAAGCUACGUCUCCGACUUUUUGGAUCGCUUGCAAUUUUUACAGACGUGGUUCGAGGAGGGUCCACCAACGACGUUCUGGCUCUCGGGGUUUUACUUUACGCAGGCCUUCUUGACCGGAGCUCGGCAAAAUUACGCACGCAAGCACUCCAUCCCGAUAGAUCUGCUGGUUUACGACUUUGUGCCGCUCAAGGAAACAGAGUUCACGAAGCCUCCCGAGGAUGGGGUGUACAUCUACGGUCUGUUCCUCGACGGGGCGCGAUUUAAUCGGGACACGAUGAUGCUCGACGAGUCCCUGCCGAAGGUCCUCUACGAAGAGAUGCCGCACUUAUGGUUGGUGCCAAUGAAAAAAGACGACGUUGAAGAACGAGCUGAUUACAACUGCCCGGUAUACAAGACGAGCGAGAGACGAGGCACACUUUCCACAACAGGCCACUCGACGAACUUUGUCAUAGCCAUGAAGUUGCCAACUGACAAGCCGUCCGAGCAUUGGAUACAGCGUGGCGUCGCUAUGCUCUGCCAAUUGUCGCAGUAA
Messenger RNA from Copidosoma floridanum, 11868 nucleotides. It is a transcript of the gene Dhc36C, whose product is annotated as Dynein heavy chain at 36C. Gene Ontology annotation, biological process: microtubule-based movement. Gene Ontology annotation, cellular component: dynein complex. The record is from RefSeq and is a predicted model, not a curated record. NCBI's taxonomy places the organism in Eukaryota, Metazoa, Arthropoda, Insecta, Hymenoptera, Encyrtidae. Gene Ontology annotation, molecular function: dynein light intermediate chain binding; ATP binding; minus-end-directed microtubule motor activity.